Molecule: messenger RNA, 2509 nt
Organism: Caenorhabditis auriculariae
Lineage: Eukaryota; Metazoa; Nematoda; Chromadorea; Rhabditida; Rhabditidae
Source: the annotation of a GenBank genome assembly
AUGAUCGUCCCUUCCUUUCUGUCUGUUCUUUUCCUUUCUUCUGUUUUUGCACAAGAACCUUCUGGAACUGCUAAUGGUUUGUUUUUAUUUUUAGAAAAUUUAAUAAAAAAAUUAUAGCUUAUGUUUGAGUGGAUUAAUGAUUUUUAAGUCUAUUAUUUUUAAUUUGAUUGAAUUGAGUAACUUAAUGGUUGGAAAAAAAGUUACGGAAUGGCUUUCUGAUUACGGCAAUGUUUAAUUUCAAAAAUUAACAGUUUAAUUUCCAUUUAUCAGUCCGGGUAAUUUAGACUAAAGCCUCAAAUUAUAUAUAAACCAAAUAAGAAAGGUCGAGAAAAAGUUAUUUUUAACUUUAUACGGUCUUCUAAAUUUUUCCCAAUCAUGAAAUUUUCAUUCUUUUAUUUUAAAAGUUUCCCCUUCCAAUGAUAAAACAUUCAAGGAAAAGAAUUAUAGUGCCCGAAAACGUGAGUAAAAAAAAAAUACAACACCAAAUUCGUUUCACUUCUCUGUACGAAACUCAGCUGAAACGCAAGAAAAUGAAGUGAAUUUUACAUGAAUCGAAAGAGGGAGGUCCACUCUAUCUUUCCACCAAUUUUCGUUAAAAUUGGUUCGAUUCACGAAGAAAAAAUCCAGAAAAUCAACGCAUUUCACCAUCGGAAAAAAGGGGCGGGGCUUUGGGGUCUCUACUUUUAGUGUGACUUGGAAAUUUUUCAAGUCACCGUUUUCAAAGCCUUCUUGCUGUUGGUGAAAAAUAUACUAAAAUUGAAACGAAAUCAAACUUUAUAUCCAAGUUUUCAGAAGUGAAAGUAGCAGUUGAUGUUGCCAACAACACGAUCACAGCCAGUGAGUUUAUCAAAGUUUUUCGUUGAUUUGGGAUCGGACAGAUCUUUUAUAGAGCCGUAAAAAAUCAAAGAAGAAAGAAAAAAAGGUUUUUAUGAUUUUUUAAUGCGCGAGGAAAUAUGAAAAAAAGGUGGCUUGUCAUUUGAUCGGCUCGAGGUUGAAAUUUUGAAUUCGCCAUAACUUUCUUUUCAUAUCAGAAUGAAUCAGUGAGGGUCCGGGAAAAAUGUAAAUAAUGCAUUUAAAUUAUUGCGAAAUUGAAAAGAGAAAUUUUUCACAUAGAACUUUGAAGAGUGGGCGAAAUUUUGUUUCAAGUUCUGUUCUCAAAAGUUUUGAGGCUUUGUCUAGCGCAUCGAAAAUUUUUGUGAUGGGCCAGAAUGGACUAGUUAUGAAUCUACUCCGAAAUUUUGGCAAAAUGUUUAGUGGCCACUAUAGAGGCUCGCCAAGGACUACUUGGAGGGAACACUGAAGUGGCCACAAAACCAACCUCUAUAGCGGUCCCUAUUUUUCGUUUUAGUGGCCACUAUAGAGGUUCUAUAUUUAGUGGUCACUUCAGUAGUUUUUCAUCCAGUAUUCCUUCCAGUGACUUUGAUAACUUUAAAACAAACAGAUUGAGCCAGUUAUGUAGAUCCAUUGACCCCUAAAGUGGCCACUGAAAUUUUUAAUGGUCUAGUAGUAGCAUUUAGACCUCUAUAGUGGCCACUAAUUUUUAACCCCUUAAGUGGCCACUAAUUUGACCGCUAUAGUGGCCACUAAAACGUCAAAAGCCUAUAGUUUAAAAAUUUUCCCAGUUGGUAACGCGAAACGGACGUGCUCCGGACGUUUCUGAGCAUUUCUAGUGGGCCCUUUAGUAGCGCCAACACUCUUGAGUGAUCCCUAGACUUGUCCAGAGUAUGUCCGUAUGAAUUUCCGAGUAGUUUUCUGUUCAUCUCUGUAAGAAGUACUGAAAUUGCAAAAAGGCAAAUAAAAUUAUUUCAAAAAAAGGAAUCUCACAUGAAUCUUACCAAUGAAAACAGUUCUGAAAACGCAGAAAGUGAGCCAGUACCGGUCCCGGAAAAAGCGCCCGUCGUCGAGGUCCACACAAAACAAAGAGCGCCUGCCAUCGAGAUCGAGACCAAGCGACUGGACGACCAUUCGGCGGUGACCAUCGUCGUGCCGACGACGCCGGAGCGACACGAGGAGAUCGGACUCCACGAGAUCGUUGAGCAGCAACUUUCCAUGAAAUACUACCAUUUCCUCUGCUCGCCGCUCGAUGGCCUCGACUGCAAGGUUCCGUCAUAAUAAAUAAUCCAAACUGCAACUCGUUCAGGUCUCGGAGACGCUCAAAAUUUGCAUGAAGGACGACUUCGUUUCCAUUUUGGGAAUGCCCUUGAGGUGAACUUUUUGAUGUAUAUUACCGGAAAGCCAAGUUGAAGAUUCGACAAAGGGUCGAUCGAAUCUCUGACAGUGAAGCGCUGGAUCCAGAAAUGCCGCGGAAACAACCAGACUGAGAUCCAGGAAGUCAUGGACAUUAUUCGCAAACGCAUCGUCUUCCAUUCCGAACAUCAUUGGUCUUUUUGAGCUGAAAGUAACAAAAUGAAUGUUUUUUUUCAGGAACAACGUGUUCAACGGCGGCAGUUCUCUGUGGAAUGGCUCUUUGCUUCUUCUGGCGCUUCUCGGCCUUCGCGCCUUUUUCUGA